Messenger RNA from Coregonus sp. 'balchen', 28409 nucleotides. Lineage: Eukaryota; Metazoa; Chordata; Actinopteri; Salmoniformes; Salmonidae. The record is from the annotation of a GenBank genome assembly.
GCCGGUACCCCCGUGACCGGCACCCACAGGACAGGCACUCCAGACCUGGACAGGAACCACACUCAUGAUGGUCUCCCUGGAACUCCCCAGCGCACCCCCCAGAGUCAGGCCAGCUUCCCGCACAUCACCCAGUCCCCCUCCGUUGUUCUCCACAACAGCCUCCCCACCACCACUAAGCCUCCCCUGGCCAGUGGCUCCCCCUCUCUCUGUCUGGGGAAGUUCUCCCCACAGAGACUCAGCGCUGAGGCCUCUUCAAGCCGAGACGUCGUGGAAAUCCCCCAUCUGUCUCAGUCACUCCUGCCUCUCAGCCCGACCAAAAACCAGCUCCUUCAGUCAGGACUACAACCGCUCAGCCCGACCAAGAAUCAGCUCCUUCAGUCAGGACUACAAACCCCAGAGAAGCACAGGAAGGUAUUAGUGAUCCGUAGGCCGGAUGUGGAUCUGGACCCAAUCACCUCCCCUCCCCCCCAGCACCUGGCCCUGGUAACCCAGUGGACCCAACAGUGGAGUGGAUCUAAUAUUGUGCUGAAUGGACACAGAGAAAUGGACACAGAGAAAACAGGUAGACAUGGACAGGUAGAGUCAGGGAAACUACCUCAUGAAGUAACUUACCUUAGGCCAGGCUCCUACGAUGAGAGGAUUCAGCAGAUGAAAGCAGCCAACAAGGAAGAUGGUGAGUCCUUUUAUUUCAUUCAUUAUAUUUACCUAGCCAGGAUAGUCCGCUCAGUAACACUGGCAUAUCUUUCCCAGAGGGGUAUACUACAAAGCAGGAUCAAGGAGUUAUCCAGCUAACUUCCCUGAAUAUUCUGAACAGAGUGGCUGCAGAUCAGAAUUUUCCCAGACCUUUUUUUUCCCGAACUAAAGAUUCUGAAGCUUCUGUCCAUGUGUUUGUUCUAUACUUUAGGCACAGAGAACAGUGGAGAACAGUGGAGAACAGUGGAGAACAGUGGGAGAACAGUGGGAGAACAGUGGGAGAACAGUGGGAGAACAGUGGGAGAACAGUCUACUCUGGUGAAUGGCGCUCGUUUUAAUAAAGUUAUAUCAAAGCUGAAUCAAUGUCUGCAAGGUCACAUAAUGAUAGUAUUCUACAUAACAGAAGUGAAUAUAAUAGCAUAGUAUAACUGUAAGACAAAAACGCCAGCACAUUUAUUAUCUCUCAUGUGGCCAAAAGUCGACAACAGCACGUCCCACUAGGCAUAAUACACAGGUAGGUAAUGCUACAGCUGUUAACACCAUAGCUCUAAAAUUCAUUCACUAUACAUAAUUCAGGUAGGUUACCUGGAAACAACACUGUAUAACUCAAUACCAUUUUAAUGUACAGUACCAGUCAAAAGUUUGGACACAUCUACUCAUUCAAGGGUUUUUCUUUAUUUUUACUAUUUUCUACAUUGUAAAAUAAUAGUGAAGACAUCAAAACUAUGAAAUAACACAAAUGGAAUCAUGUAGUAACCAAAAAAGUGUUAAACAAAUCAAAAUAUAUUUUAUAUUUUAGUUUCUUCAAAGUAGCAACCCUUUGACUUGAUGAAAGCUUUGCACAUUCUUGGCAUUCUCUCAACCAGCACAAAUAUCCUAUUUUUCGAAAAUCGUCAGUCCACAUGUCAAGUGUAAUUGCGCCAUUGUAUUUACCCAAGUUCUCUCUCAACUCCGGGACCACCCGCCAGCUUAUAUAUAUAUAUAUAUAUAUAUAUAUAUAUAUAUAUCUAUAAAAAAAAAAAUCUGAUGCAGGACUCUAGUGCGAUAGGAGAGAGAUUGACUGAAACAUUCACACCUCCAUUAAUUUUCAAAACAAUAGUCUAAUAGCUCGGCUAGAUUUGAAAAAUCCCCCAAUUUGUGCCAGAGUUUAGACUACUGAUAGACGAUGCGUUCAGUCAGAGUUUAGACUACUGAUAGACGCUGCGUUCAGUCAGAGUUUAGACUACUGAUAGACGCUGCGUUCAGUCAGAGUUUAGACUACUGAUAGACGAUGCGUUCAGUCAGAGUUUAGACUACUGAUAGACGCUGCGUUCAGUCAGAGUUUAGACUACUGAUAGACGCUGCGUUCAGUCAGAGUUUAGACUACUGAUAGACGCUGCGUUCAGUCAGAGUUUAGACUACUGAUAGACGCUGCGUUCAGUCAGAGUUUAGACUACUGAUAGACGCUGCGUUCAGUCAGAGUUUAGACUACUGAUAGACGCUGCGUUCAGUCAGAGUUUAGACUACUGAUAGACGAUGCGUUCAGUCAGAGUUUAGACUACUGAUAGACGAUGCGUUCAGUCAGAGUUUAGACUACUGAUAGACGCUGCGUUCAGUCAGAGUUUAGACUACUGAUAGACGCUGCGUUCAGUCAGAGUUUAGACUACUGAUAGACGCUGCGUUCAGUCAGAGUUUAGACUACUGAUAGACGCUGCGUUCAGUCAGAGUUUAGACUACUGAUAGACGCUGCGUUCAGUCAGAGUUUAGACUACUGAUAGACGCUGCGUUCAGUCAGAGUUUAGACUACUGAUAGACGAUGCGUUCAGUCAGAGUUGAGUCCUAUUGUAAAAGUGUAGCCUAACGGCCAAAAAAAGGGCAAAAUUGCAACGUAUUCGAUGCUUAAGUCCUCUAAAGGUUUGCAUUUCUAACUCAAUAUCACAGACCUGAUUUUCCCUAAUGAAGAAUGCAUCAACCCCUACAAAUAUAUUCAUUUAUUAUAAUCCAGAUAAUAAUUCAAACGAAAUGAGCUGUAGCAAGAGGAGAGACUGCAUGCUAAAGACAAUCAGAAAGAACAUGUGGUGUAUUGAGAAAUGUAUUAUGUGUUAAUGAGUUUAGAUUUAAAAUGGUUGCAAAUAGCCAAUGGGAUUUGUAUGCAGGGGUUGAAUUAUUUGAAUUAACAAAUGACAAUGGGGUUUCCGUUCUUGCAUUGAAGUGAUUUGGAUUACGUGAUGCAAGGGGGGGGGUGAAAGUUCAAUGAUGUAUUGGGGAGUUGUGCUGAAGACACUGUAGAGAGUGGUCCGCUGGAAUUGAUAAGGAGAACAUGACAUAAAUCUGUUCUGUUUAUUAUAAAUACGCUUCGGAGUCUUCAGUAAAAGAACCCAGCAUCUUAGGAUGCAACAGAAUGUGUCUUUAACCCUGCAUUAUAAUAUCAUUUAUUUUGAACAAAAGCCAGGAAUGAGUGAGUCACUCAGCCCAAUGCUUCUGUUCCUGUUUCUGUUUGCCUAUUUGAGAGUUUGUUUAAUAUCCUACUGAUUCAGGUGAUCACCAAGCCUCAUGCAACCUCAAAAUGUCGGAUAAAGCAAUUUCACAAAUCCGGCUGUUUUUAAACUCUGCUAUGCUUUAUUAAAGGCUUUACAAAAAAAUUUUUUAUUAGAACAGACUCUCUGGUAUUACAUAUAAUUUAUUUAGUAUUGUUUACACUGUUCCAAACUGGCAGAUAAAGUAUAUUGUGAUCUAACAGCACCUGUUUGUCAUGCAACAGUAUCUCUUGCGCUUUUGACAAUGAUUUGACAUGAUAUGCCUAAAAUACUUAUAUCCACUAGGCUAAUAAAUAAUCACUUUUUUUUUUCCUUUCGAUGAUUUAAUUAACCUAUAUGUUAUUUCUAGUUAUCCCUUUUGGAGCGCAUGCAAAAGCGAUUUGGUGUUGUUGAACGGGAGUGACAAAAUGUAUUACAACUGAAUUUAAAUGAACUGAAUGAUGAGGAUGAUGAAGAAGAGGGUGGUUGAAUUCAGAAUAAUAGUGUAAGAAUUGGUCUUCCUCUGUCCCGCGCGCACACUCCCAAAAAGUAGAGGCCUGGGCGUUGUUGUUCACUAGUUUACUCCAAGUAGGGAAAGGAUGGUGGGGUUGGAAAGUAAUAAAGGGGAGUAUAUAUAUAUAUAUAAAAGUGAUGCAGACAACUACAUUGAUAGAAGAUACAAUCUAUCUGCAAUAUUAAGCUGAUCCAUUCCCCCAGAAAAAAAUUAAAAUAAAAAUUACAAAUAAAGGAAAAAAUCAAAAAAAAUGAUUAAAAUGUAAAUGAUUUUUUUUUUAAAGAUUUGCUCUUCCUCUGUAAUACUUUUAGAGAUGUCUGCUAAUUGAACAAGUUAAUGGCAACAACAUAAAGCGUGAACACAAAGGGGGAAAAAAAGGUUUCACAUAUUUUCAAGACCGGAGUUUUUUAAUGUGUUGUAUUUAUUACAUGUACUUGUGGAAUGUUAGCGAAUAGAUGACAACAAUAGAGAGAAUAAUCUGGUGGCGUUGGUAGAGAGUCAGGUGGAGGAUGGAGUGAAAGUGCACUACUGUCAGUACGCAACAACGCUGUGGGCCAGGUGGGAAUGGUUUAGCAGCCGGGCCAGGUGGAAAUGGUUUAGCAGCCGGGCCAGGUGGAAAUGGUUUAGCAGCCGGGCCAGGUGGAAAUGGUUUAGCAGCCGGGCCAGGUGGAAAUGGUUUAGCAGCCAGGCCAGGUGGAAAUGGUUAGCCAGGCCAGGUGGAAACUAGGUUACUAGUCCUACUCCCGACCGGUCGCUUAGUAACCCUCUAGCUACCCUACCAUAAUAAACACAUCUAGCUACCCUACCAUAAAAAACACAUCUAGCCACCCUACCAUAAAAAACACAUCCAGCUACCCUACCAUAAAAAACACAUCCAGCUACCCUACCAUAAAAAACACAUCCAGCUACCCUACCAUAAAAAACACAUCCAGCUACCCUACCAUAAAAAACACAUCUAGCUACCCUACCAUAAAAAACACAUCUAGCUACUCUACCAUAAGAAACACAUCUAGCUACCCUACCAUAAAAAACACAUCUAGCUACCCUACCAUAAAAAACACAUCUAGCUACCCUACCAUAAAAAACACAUCUAGCUACUCUACCAUAAGAAACACAUCUAGCUACCCUACCAUAAAAAACACAUCUAGCUACCCUACCAUAAAAAACACAUCUAGCUACUCUACCAUAAGAAACAACACGGCAGCAAAUCAAUUGUCAGGGAAACAACAGAACAUUAUAUGCCAGAGCAGAAUUCUGUCUGAAUAGGUACAGAUGCAGCAGUUUUUUUUUAUUGUCUGAAAGUUAUCAAUUGUUGCUGUCGACCCAUUACUGUAGCUGAGUUUGAUGUCUGUAAAGGCUUUCAGUAGAUAUAACUUCAUCGCCCGGCCCUAGCAGUCAUACUUACGUAAUAGGACCAUUAUUCUGCAUUGUGAAAUAGAUUUUUCUUAUCGUUUUAAAGGAAAACCGAUAAUAUAAUGGCCGUUUUUUAAACGUUAAGCAAAAUUGUCAAUUUGUCAUAUCCCUAGUAUGGACGUGGUUUUGGGAACAGUAAUGAACAGUUUCAACAUUUCUACACGCCGGUGUCGCAUUAUUCAAGUGUGUUAACUUCUGUGCAGCGUGAGUGGCGAUGCGGACCAGCCUCCAGGUGAGUUCAGUUCUUCAGGACAGACUAGAGCCAGUAUGAGUGGGGAGUUAACAUGAUGCGGACCAGACUCCCAGUGAGUUAGUGGAGCAGGCAGGGUGUGGAGCCAACAUGAUGCAGCCCAGACUCCCAGUGAGUUUAGUUCUUCAGGACAGACUAGAGCCAGUAUGAGUGGGGAGUUAACAUGAUGCAGACCAGACUCCCAGUGAGUUAGUGGAGCAGGCAUGGUGUGGAGCCAACAUGAUGCAGCCCAGACUCCCAGUGAGUUAGUGGAGCAGGCAGGGUGUGUGAGUUAGUGGAGCAGGCAGGGUGUGUGAGUUAGUGGAGCAGUCAGGGUGUGCACUUUAAUAAGGGGUCGGCUACGCUGAUAGACAGGCUUGAUCCGUGAGACACAUUUGACAGAAGUACCGAAAGUAAAAAAAUAUAUAGUACCGACCCAUGUUCUAGUAUCGAAAAGGUACAGACGAUUCGGAAUACCUUGCAACACUAGUGUGUGCAUGCUGCUUCAGAGCCGGUGCUGUUCUUCCUCCAGACCAGCUGCUGCUUCAGAGCCGGUGCUGUUCUUCCUCCAGACCAGCUGCUGCUUCAGAGCCGGUGCUGUUCUUCCUCCAGACCAGCUGCUGCUUCAGAGCCGGUGCUGUUCUUCCUCCAGUCCAGCUGCUGCUUCAGAGCCGGUGCUGUUCUUCCUUCAGACAAACAUGCGUCAAAACUUUGUUCAUUUGAACAAUGUCUCUCGUUCACAUUCGCUUGUAAAUAUCCAACCUCACCAAAAAAAAAUAUUCUACCUAUAUACAGUGGGGAAAAAAAAUAUUUAGUCAGCCACCAAUUGUGCAAGUUCUCCCACUUAAAAAGAUGAGAGAGGCCUGUAAUUUUCAUCAUAGGUACACGUCAACUAUGACAGACAAAAUGAGAAUUAUUUUUCCAGAAAAUCACAUUGUAGGAUUUUUAAUGAAUUUAUUUGCAAAUUAUGGUGGAAAAUAAGUAUUUGGUCAAUAACAAAAGUUUCUCAAUACUUUGUUAUAUACCCUUUGUUGGCAAUGACACAGGUCAAACGUCUUCUGUAAGGUUUUCACACACUGUUGCUGGUAUUUUGGCCCAUUCCUCCAUGCAGAUCUCCUCUAGAGCAGUGAUGUUUUGGGGCUGUCGCUGGGCAACACGGACUUUCAACUCCCUCCAAAGAUUUUCAUUGGGGUUGAGAUCUGGAGACUGGCUAGGCCACUCCAGGACCUUGAAAUGCUUCUUACGAAGCCACUCCUUCGUUGCCCGGGCAGUGUGUUUGGGAUCAUUGUCAUGCUGAAAGACCCAGCCACGUUUCAUCUUCAAUGCCUUUGCUGAUGGAAGGAGGUUUUCACUCAAAAUCUCACGAUACAUGGCCCCAUUCAUUCUUUCCUUUACACGGAUCAGUCGUCCUGGUCCCUUUGCAGAAAAACAGCCCCAAAGCAUGAUGUUUCCACCCCCAUGCUUCACAGUAGGUAUGGUGUUCUUUGGAUGCAACUCAGCAUUCUUUGUCCUCCAAACACGACGAGUUGAGUUUUUACCAAAAAGUUCUAUUUUGGUUUCAUCUGACCAUAUGACAUUCUCCCAAUCCUCUUCUGGAUCAUCCAAAUGCACUCUAGCAAACUUCAGAUGGGCCUGGACAUGUACUGGCUUAAGCAGGGGGACACGUCUCGCACUGCAGGAUUUGAGUCCCUGGCGGCGUAGUGUGUUACUGAUGGUAGGCUUUGUUACUUUGGUCCCAGCUCUCUGCAGGUCAUUCACUAGGUCCCCCCAUGUGGUUCUGGGAUUUUUGCUCACCGUUCUUGUGAUCAUUUUGACCCCACGGGGUGAGAUCUUGCGUGGAGCCCCAGAUCGAGGGAGAUUAUCAGCGGUUUUGUAUGUCUUCCAUUUCCUAAUAAUUGCUCCCACAGUUGAUUUCUUCAAACCAAGCUGCUUACCUAUUGCAGAUUCAGUCUUCCCAGCCUGGUGCUGGUCUACAAUUUUGUUUCUGGUGUCCUUUGACAGCUCUUUGGUCUUGGCCAUAGUGGAGUUUGGAGUGUAACUGUUUGAGGUUGUGGACAGGUGUCUUUUAUACUGAUAACACGUUCAAACAGGUGCCAUUAAUACAGGUAACGAGUGGAGGACAGAGGAGCCUCUUAAAGAAGAAGUUACAGGUCUGUGAGAGCCAGAAAUCUUGCUUGUUUGUAGGUGACCAAAUACUUAUUUUCCACCAUAAUUUGCAAAUAAAUUCAUUAAAAAUCCUACAAUGUGAUUUUCUGGGUUUAUUUUCCUCAAUUUGUCUGUCAUAGUUGACGUGUACCUAUGAUGAAAAUUACAGGCCUCUCUCAUCUUUUUAAGUGGGAGAACUUGCACAAUUUGUGGCUGACCUAAAUACUUUUUUCCCCCACUGUAUGUAUAACUUUAUGAGCUGGAUUCCCUGUCUUUGCGAUUAGUUUAUUUUCCUUUGCGCUCAUUAGCAUAUUUAGCUAGCAGCCGCUAUGGAAAUUCGCUAGCACUUUAGCAAUUUCUUCUUCUUCUUCUCGUUCUGGUAAAGGUAAAGAAACACGUGUGCAGAAGCUUCGGGACCUUUUAGUCCGGGAAACAAAGGUCUGAGAAAAGUCGGAUCCACUAUUCUGAAAUAAAGUUGUAUUUUUUUAGAAGCACGAAAUGGGCUUGACAACCAAAAACACAUGUAUAAGUUUAGAAUUCUUAAUGAACCAGAAAAUCACCAGUUAUUUCUGGUAGUUUAUUAAAGUUAGCUGGUACACUCCUUGUAGUGUAUUCCCCAGGGAGUGCUGGGAUUCCUGUGUGUGUGUGUGUGUGUGUGUGUGUGUGGAGGACUGGAAGGUGUGGCAGUUAUAUCUAGAAGACGGUAGUCAACUUCAAGUUGGUCUCGAGGACCAUGUAAAAUAGAGCCACUUUGAGCGGCUAGAGUUGGGGAGUUUUUCUACAUGCGCGGGGCGUCUUUGUGUCUGUUGGUUGUUGAGAUGUUUUGUGUCUUGUGUUCUCCAGCUAAGAAGAAACCGUCCCCAAGUAUUGUGUUCAGAAAGGUAAGACCAACGCAACAUGAGAGAGCUGCAUGUUCCAUCUCUGCCUGCCUGCCGAACUCUUCCUUUCGCUCUGCGUGUUUAGGCUGCUCCUGUUCUGCUGGUGGAAUUGGAUAAGCAUCGUUUUAAUUCUGUGGCUGGUGACCAUAUCUGUCCUAUGUUAGUGUAAGGUGAAGUUGCCCCUAAGACACUGAUCCUGGGUCAGCUUAGCGUUUUCUCCACUAAUGGUUAAGGUUAGGAUUGGGGGGGAGAGGAAGCUGAUCCUGGAUCACCCCACAAUGUCCUGUGUUGGUCCUGAUGCACAAUUAUUUUGGUUGCAACAGAGUCAGGGUCUGGGUCUGUCAGUUGGUCCAGUCAUAAUACUGCCACCGUCCAGGAAAGAGGCCAUAGCUCCAUUGACAGACUGCUGAGGUACGGUAGAAUUCAUUCCAAAGAAACUUUCCAACACAGAGUUGAAGGUAUGACAUAGUUAUGAGGUAGGUAGUUUACAUUUACAUUUACAUUUAGCAGACGCUCUUAUCCAGAGCGACUUACAGGAGCAAUUAGGGUUAAGUGCCUUGCUCAAGGGCACAUCGACAGAUUUUUCACCUAGUCGGCUCGGGGAUUAGAACCAGCGACCUUUCGGUUACUGGUACAACGCUCUUAACCACUAAGCUACCUGCCGCCCUAAGUAGUUGUUGGUAGUAGGUAGUAGACCUUGGUGAAUAUUGCUGGUUUUGCAGUUAGGUAUCCCAUGUGGUAUUGUGUUGUUGUAUUAGUGCGAGCUAUAAUGUUUAAAUUAUCUGAAGGUUGGCUAAAGGGGCAGGGGAUUAAGGUUGGCUUUUGAGGGAGGACUGUGGGGCAUGUUUCAGCUGUCGACAGCUGGACAACAACUAUACCCCCGUCCCCUCGACGACCUGUCUCUACCCAUCUAUUCAUCCACAUGAGACGCUGUCACAACAUACAGUCCUGGAAGACAGAGAAAUAGAGUGAAAGACCAAAGUAAAAUGGUAAGAGAAACACACUGCUACAUAAGGAGUAAGGACUCUGUCUGCCUCGGGCAUGGGUAGGCAACCCUGGUCCUGGUCCUUCUGGUCCCUUCAUGUUUUUGAUGUAGUCUAUCUGGAAGACCAGAUGUGUUGAAUUUAGUCGAUCACUGAAGCGAUCAUUUAGCUUUAGUAGUGCCUCGUUGGGACAGAAUCCUGCUCUAACUGAGGCGCUCCAGGAACCGGGUUGCCUACCCCGACUUAGGGGGUUCCAUUUCUGUGAUUACGCCACACGUGGGGGGGGGGUCUAUCAGCAUUUUCAGAGGGGCCUAGAGCCAGGGUGUUGGAAGACAGGCCGAAUUCACCACACCACAUGCAGCAAUAUUGCAUUUUUAAAUUUUAAAGGCAAGUGCAGCACAAGCAUUGGGCUAUUUGCGCUGCAGGAAUAGUUGUCAUGUCACUAAUGAGGGUCUAAAACUGAGCCUUGCGGGACACCACAAUAGUUAUGUAGAAUAGUUCUUAGCAUAGUGUUUGUUUCCUCGUUUACCAGUUUUCACUGACCGCCUGUUGACUUGAUCUUCAAUGAUUUUAUUUGUAACCGUAGGCUACCUAACUCUAAACUGGCCUUGAUCAGAUUCCAGACUAAUCAAUGCAUGGGUUGAAGCUUUGCACGAUAACUUCUUUCUUUUGCGUCAACCUUGACUACUAACUAGCCUCUUAUUAACCUUUGCACUCAUGUUUGUAAAGUGCAUGGUUUUUACCUUUUUAAAAUAUAUAAAUCAAAGUGAUGAUUAAUUUAGGCCUAUAGUAAUGGCAUAGUUAUCUGGCUGUAAUGGAUAGGGUUGCAACAUGCUGGUAACAUUCCCAACAUUCCCAGGUUUUCCAGAAAUCCCGGUUGAAGGGGGAUUACUUAUUUCCUCUUGAUUACUGGAAUAUUCCAACUGGGAUUUCUGGGAAACCUGGGAAUGUUGGGAAAUGUACAGACAUUCUGCAACCCUACUAGAAUUACAUUAGUAGAUGGCGCCCUAUUCCCGAUAUAGUGCACUACCCUCUGGGUCCUGGUCAAAAGUAGUGCACUACCCUAUGGGUCUGGUCAAAUGUAGUGCACUAUAUACGGAUUAGGGUGCCAUUUGGGACUCAUUCAUAGUGUGACUGUUGUGCUGGUCGGUCUGUCCUCAGGUGGGGGGUGAUAAAUGGGUUCUAGGAGGGAAACAACCGGAGUUCAAAGAAGAGGAAUUCGGCAACAGCGGCACCACUCCACUUCACACUAAGGUACGCUUUAUAACACCACUCCACUUUACACUAAGGUACGCUUUAUAACACCACUCCACUUUACACAAAGGUACGCUUUAUAACACCACUCCACUUCACACUAAGGUACGCUUUAUAACACCACUCCCACUUCACACUAAGGUACGUUUUAUAACACCACUCCACUUCACACUAAGGUACGCUUUAUAACACCACUCCACUUCACACUAAGGUACGCUUUAUACACCACUCCACUUUACACUAAGGUACGCUUUAUAACACCACUCCACUUCACACUAAGGUACGCUUUAUAACACCACUCCACUUCACACUAAGGUACGCUUUAUAACACCACUCCACUUCACACUAAGGUACGCUUUAUAACACCACUCCACUUCACACUAAGGUACGCUUUAUAACACCACUCCACUUCACACUAAGGUACGCUUUUAUAACACCACUCCACUUUACACUAAGGUACGCUUUAUACCACCACUCCACUUCACACUAAGGUACGCUUUAUAACACCACUCCACUUUACACUAAGGUACGCUUUAUAACACCACUCCACUUCACACUAAGGUACGCUUUAUAACACCACUCCACUUCACACUAAGGUACGCUUUAUAACACCACUCCACUUCACACUAAGGUACGCGUUAUAACACCACUCCACUUUACACUAAGGUACGCUUUAUAACACCACUCCACUUUACACUAAGGUACGCUUUAUAACACCACUCCACUUACACUAAGGUACGCUUUAUAACACCACUCCACUUCACACUAAGGUACGCUUUAUAACACCACUCCACUUCACACUAAGGUACGCUUUAUAACACCACUCCACUUCACACUAAGGUACGCUUUAUAACACCACUCCACUUCACACUAAGGUACGCUUUAUAACACCACUCCACUUCACACUAAGGUACGCGUUAUAACACCACUUCACACUAAGGUACGCUUUAUAACACCACUCCACUUUACACUAAGGUACGCUUUAUAACACCACUCCACUUUACACUAAGGUACGCUUUAUAACACCACGCCACUUCACACUAAGGUACGCUUUAUAACACCACUCCACUUUACACUAAGGUACGCUUUAUAACACCACUCCACUUCACACUAAGGUACGCUUUAUAACACCACUCCAUUUCACACUAAGGUACGCUUUAUAACACCACUCCACUUCACACUAAGGUACGCUUUAUAACACCACUCCACUUCACACUAAGGUACGCUUUAUAACACCACUCCACUUUACACUAAGGUACGCUUUAUAACACCACUCCACUUCACACUAAGGUACGCUUUAUAACUCCACUUUACACUAAGGUACGCUUUAUAACACCACUCCACUUCACACUAAGGUACGCUUUAUAACACCACUCCACUUCACACUAAGGUACGCUUUAUAACACCACUCCACUUUACACUAAGGUACGCUUUAUAACACCACUCCACUUCACACUAAGGUACGCUUUAUAACACCACUCCACUUCACACUAAGGUACGCUUUAUAACACCACUCCACUUUACACUAAGGUACGCUUUAUAACACCACUCCACUUCACACUAAGGUACGCUUUAUAACACCACUCCACUUUACACUAAGGUACGCUUUAUAACACCACUCCACUUCACACUAAGGUACGCUUAUAACACCACUCCACUUUACACUAAGGUACGCUUUAUAACACCACUCCACUUCACACUAAGGUACGCUUUAUAACACCACUCCACUUUACACUAAGGUACGCUUUAUAACACCACUCCACUUCACACUAAGGUACGCUUUAUAACACCACUCCACUUACACUAAGGUACGCUUUAUAACACCACUCCACUUUACACUAAGGUACGCUUUAUAACACCACUCCACUUCACACUAAGGUACGCUUUAUAACACCACUCCACUUUACACUAAGGUACGCUUUAUAACACCACUCCACUUUACACUAAGGUACGCUUUAUAACACCACUCCACUUUACACUAAGGUACGCUUUAUAACACCACUCCACUUCACACUAAGGUACGCUUUAUAACACCACUCCACUUUACACUAAGGUACGCUUUAUAACACCACUCCACUUUACACUAAGGUACGCUUUAUAACACCACUCCACUUCACACUAAGGUACGCUUUAUAACACCACUCCACUUCACACUAAGGUACGCUUUAUAACACCACUCCACUUCACACUAAGGUACGCUUUAUAACACCACUCCACUUUACACUAAGGUACGCUUUAUAACACCACUCCACUUCACACUAAGGUACGCUUUAUAACACCACUCCACUUCACACUAAGGUACGCUUUAUACAGUGCCUUGCAAAAGUAUUCAUCCCCCAUGGCGUUUUUCCUAUUUUGUUGCGUUACAACCUGUAAUUUAAAUAGAUUUUUAUUUGGAUUUCAUGUAAUGGACAUACACAAAAUAGUCCAAAUGGGUGAAGUGAAAUGAAAAAAAUAACUUCUUUAAAAAAAUUCAAAAAAAUAAAUAACGGAAAAGUGGUGAGUGCAUAUGUAUUCACCCCCUUUGCUAUGAAGCCCCUAAAUAAGAUCUGGUGCAACCAAUUACCUUCAGAAGUCACAUAAUUAGUUAGAUUGCACACAGGUGGAUUUUUUAAGUGUCACAUGAUCUGUCACAUGAUCUCAGUAUAUAUACACCUGUUCUGAAAGGCCCCAGAGUCUGCAACACCACUAAGCAAGGGGCACCACCAAGCAAGCUGCACCAUGAAGACCAAGGAGGUACCAAACAAGUACAGAUCGGGUUGGGUUCUAAUAAAAUAUAUCCCAAACUUUGAACAUCCCACGGAGCACCAUUAAAUCCAUUAUUUAAAAAUGGAAAGAAUAUGGCACCACAACAAACCUGCCAAGAGAGGGCCGCCCACCACAACUCACGGACCAGGCAAGGAGGGCAUUAAUCAGAGAGGCAACAAAGAGACCAAAGAUAACCCUGAAGGAGCUGCAAAGCUCCACAGCGGAGAUUGGAGUAUCUGUCCAUAGGACCACUUUAAGCCGUACACUCCACAGAGCUGGACUUUAUGGAAGAGUGGCCAGAAAAAAACCAUUGCUUAAAGAAAAAAAUAAGUAAACACGUUUGUUGUUCGCCAAAAGGCAUGUGGGAGACUCCCCAAACAUAUGGAAGAAGGUACUCUGGUCAGAUGAGACAAAAAUUGAGCUUUUUGGCCAUCAAGGAAAACACUAUGUCUGGCACAAACCCAACACCUCUCAUCACCCUGAGAACACUAUCAUCAUGCUGUGGGGAUGUUUUUAAUCAGUAGGGACUGGGAAACUGGUCAGAAUUGAAGGAGUGAUGGAUGGCGCUAAAUACAGGGAAAUUCUUGAGGGAAACCUGUUUCAGUCUUCCAGAGAUUUGAGACUGGGAUUGAGGUUCACCUUCCAGCAGGACAAUAACCCUAAGCAUACUGCUAAAGCAACACUCGAGUGGUUUAAGGGGAAACAUUUAAAUGUCUUGGAAUGGCCUAGUCAAAGCCCAGACCUCAAUCCAAUUGAGAAUCUGUGGUAUGACUUAAAGAUUGCUGUACACCAGUGGAACCCAUCCAACUUGAAGGAGCUGGAGCAGUUUUGCCUUGAAGAAUGGGCAAAAAUCCCAGUGGCUAGAUGUGCCAAGCUUAUAGAGACAUACCCCAAGAGACUUGCAGCUGUAAUUGCUGCAAAAGGUGGCUCUACAAAGUAUUGACUUUGGGGGGGGGGUGAAUAGUUAUGCACGCUCAAGUUUUCAGUUUUUUGGUUUUAUUUCUUGUUUCACAAAAGACAAUAUUUUGCAUAUUCAAAGUGGUAGGCAUGUUGUGUAAAUCACAUGGUACAAACGCCACAAAAAUCCAAAAUCCAACAAAAUAGGAAAAAUGCCAAGGGGGGUGAAUACUUUCGCAAGCCAUAAAAUUGUGCUCCUAACUGACCUAAAACAAGGAAUUUUUACUAGGAUUAAAUGUCAGGAAUUGUGAAAAACUGAGUUUAAAUGUAUUUGGCUAAGGUGUAUGUCAACUUCCAACUUCAACUGUAUACUUACUGGUUUUUCCAUUUACCUGUUGAUGCCGAAUGAAUGUAUUUAAGUUGGGCAGCAUAAAUAAUACUUUUUUAGAUUUUUAGCAGACGCUCUUAUCCAGAGCGACUUACAGUUAGUGAGUACAUACAUUUUCAUACUGGCCGUCCGUGGGAAACGAACCCACAACCCUGGCGUUGCAAGCGCCAUGCUCUACCAACUGAGCUACAGGGGACUACAGUAAUGUAAUAAUAAAUCAUUAGGUUUGGUAAUGCUAUUCCCCCUGCUUGUUUACGUUGUUUGAUUGUUUUAGUUUUGACACAGUAUUUUCUUCCUCCCAAGAUACAUUUUCUCAGGAGUUUGUCCCACUGUUUAAAAGUAUUUGUAGUAAUAGCUAUUGGUAGAUUCUGGAACAGAAAUAGAAAUCUUGGGAGGACAUUCAUUUUAAUAGUUUCAAUUCUUCCUGUUAUUGUUAAAGGUACUAAUUUGCAUCUUUGUAGGUCCUGUUUCAGCUGGUUUUCCAGUGUUCCAAAAUUAUACUACUGUAAUUUCAUUAGAUUUUAGGGGAUAGUAAUCGUUCACUGAUGUAGUUUCAUCAGAUUUUAGGGGAUAGUUGUCACGCCCCGGGGGUGAAUACUUUCGCAAGCCAUAAAAUGGUAACAGGUUUUUUAAAUUUUCUUUUUUUUUCCAAUUCACCCAACUUAUUGUGGGAAGCUUGUGGAAGGCUACCCGACACGUAUGACCCAAGUUAAACAAUUUAAAGGCAAUGCUACCAAAUACUAAUUGAGUGUAUGUAAACUUCUGACCCACUGGGAAUGUGAUGAAAUAAAUAAAAGUAGAAAUAAAUCAUUCUCUCUACUAUUAUUCUGACAUUUCACAUUCUUAAAAUAAAGUGGUGAUCCUAACUGACCUAAGACAGGGGAUUUUUACAAGGAUUAAAUGUCAGGAAUUGUGAAAAACUGAGUUUAAAUGCAUUUGGCUAAGGUGUAUGUAAACUUCCAAUUGUAUAUGCUAUUUAGCAAUCACUUUAAAGUAUUAAUUCCACAUGGAAUGGCAUGUUUUUAUGUUAUCUUUCAUCCUCCUCCUAUGAUGUGUUUUUGAUAAGGUACUCCUCCUCCUCCUAUGAUGUGUUUUUGAUAAGGUACUCCUCCUCCUAUGAUGUGUUUUUGAUAAGGUACUCCUCCUCCUCCUAUGAUGGGUUUUUGAUAAGGUACUCCUCCUCCUAUGAUGUGUGUUUGAUAAGGUACUCCUCCUCCUCCUAUGAUGGGUUUUUGAUAAGGUACUCCUCCUCCUCCUAUGAUGGGUUUUUGAUAAGGUACUCCUCCUCCUCCUAUGAUGGGUUUUUGAUAAGGUACUCCUCCUCCUCCUAUGAUGGGUUUUUGAUAAGGUACUCCUCCUAUGAUGGGUUUUUGAUAAGGUACUCCUCCUCCUAUGAUGGGUUUUUGAUAAGGUACUCCUCCUCCAAUGAUGGGUUUUUGAUAAGGUACUCCUCCUCCUCCUAUGAUGUGUUUUUGAUAAGGUACCCCUCCUCCAAUGAUGGGUUUUUGAUAAGGUACUCCUCCUCCAAUGAUGGGUUUUUGAUAAGGUACUCCUCCUCCUCCCAUGAUGUGUUUUUGAUAAGGUACCCCUCCUCCAAUGAUGGGUUUUUGAUAAGGUACUCCUCCUCCAAUGAUGGGUUUUUGAUAAGGUACUCCUCCUCCUCCUAUGAUGUGUUUUUGAUAAGGUACCCCUCCUCCUAUGAUGUGUUUUUGAUAAGGUACUCCUCCUCCAAUGAUGGGUUUUUGAUAAGGUACUCCUCCUCCUCCUAUGAUGGGUUUUUGAUAAGGUACUCCUCCUCCAAUGAUGGGUUUUUGAUAAGGUACUCCUCCUCCUCCAAUGAUGGGUUUUUGAUAAGGUACUCCUCCUCCUCCAAUGAUGUGUUUUUGAUAAGGUACUCCUCCUCCUCCAAUGAUGGGUUUUUGAUAAGGUACUCCUCCUCCUCCUAUGAUGUGUUUUUGAUAAGGUACUCCUCAUGUUCUCUUGGUUUGUGCUUUGUUUUUGUUUCUUAGAAGAAACGUAAGCGGUUUGGACACAAGUGGACCAAGGUAACCAGGAGACCGAGUAUAUCGGUAAGUGGGAUGCAGGGUUGGGGACCAUUUAAUUUAAAUUCCAGUCAAUUUAGGAAGUACACUGAAAUUACAAUUACUGUUACCGCAAUUUUGCGACCUUAUAUAAGCUACAGAUAAGGUCAAAGGUCGAGAUUGUUCUGUUGUCCCCACAGAGAAAAGCCAAGAUGAAAGAAGCUGUGAAAGAACUGGAAGAGGAAGAAGAGGAAGAAGAGGAAGAAGAGGCAGAAGAGGAAGAAGAGGCGGAAGAGGAGGAAGAGGAAGUAGAAGAAGAAAAGCCACAGAAGAAGAUGAGGACUCCUCAACAGGUAUUUGUUGGUUGAUUGAUUGAUUGAAUUCAUGAUUAUUGGUUGGUUUUGGUUGUCACUGUCCUUGCGUACAAAAAGUAUUUUGAUGAUAUGAUGUCAAUUACAUUUCUCAUAAUUCUGUGUAAUCUUAGGUACGGGUGAAAGAGAAGGAGGAGGAAGUAGAGUGGAGGCCAGGGAAAAUUGUGAGUUUUUUUAUUUAAUUUAAACUUUAUUUAACCAGGAAGUCCCAUUGAGUUCAGAAUACCUCUUUCUAAUGGGAGGCGUUGUCUGUCUUCACUAUAUAAUGGAUAUGCAUUAGCCACUCCAUAGUCAAGGUCAAUUAAAUAAAUAAUGACAUGCAGAGGACCUAGAAUAGAGCCUUGAGGGACACCACCAGUUUUAACACAUGGAUACAUUGUCAGGAGUGAGGAGUCCUCAACAUGCAUUAUUAUUAUUAGCUGGCACCCUAUUCUCUAAAUAGUGUAUAUACAGAGCCUUCAGAAAGUAUUCAUACCCCUUGGCUUAAUCCAAUUUUUUUGGUGUUACAGCCUGAAUUAAAAAUUGAUUAAAUAUAUUUUUUUAAAUUCUCACCCAUCUACACACAAUAUCCCAUAAUGACAAAGUUAAAUUAUUUUGGUUGAAAUAUUUGCAAAUGUAUUUAAAAUGAAAUGCAGAAAUCUCUCAUUUACAUAAGUAUUCACACCACUGAGUCAAUACAUGUUAGAAUCACCUUUGGCAGCGAUUACAGCUGUGAGUCUUUCUGGGUAAGUCUCUAAGAGCUUUCCACACCUGGAUUGUGCAACAUUUGCCCAUUUAUUAUUUUCAGAAUUCUUCAAGCUCUGUCAAAUUGGUUGUUGAUCAUUGCUAGACAACCAUUUUCAAGUCUUGCCAUAGAUUUUCAAGCAGAUUUAAGUCAAAACUAUAACUCGGCCACUCACUGUCUUGGUAAACAACUCCAGUGUAGAUUUGGCCUUGUGUUUUAGGUUAUUGUCCUACUGAAAGGUGAAUUCAUCUCCCAGUGUCUGGUGGAAGGCAGACUGAACCAGGUUUUCCUCUAGGAUUUUGCCUGUACUGAGCACCAUUCUGUUUCUUUUUUAUCAUAAAAAACUCCCCAGUCCUUAACGAUUACAAGCAUACCCAUAACAUGAUGCAGCCACCACUAUACUUGAAAACAUGGAGAGUGGUACUCAGUAAUGUGUUGUAUUGGAUUUGCCCCAAACAUAACACUUUAUAUUCAGGACAAAAGGUGAAUUGCUUUGCCACAUUUUUUGCAGUAUUACUGUAGUGCAUUGUUGCAAAAAGGAAUGCAUGUUUUGGAAUAUUUUUAUUCUGUACAGGCUUCCUUCUUUUCACUCUGUCAUUUAGGUUAGUAUUGUGGAGUAACUAUAAUGUUGGUGAUCCUCAGUUUUCUCCUAUCACAGCCAUUAAACUAUAUAACUGUCUUAAAGUCACUGUUUGCCUCAUGGUGAAAUCCCUGAACGGUUUCCUUCCUUUCCGGCAACUGAGUUAGGAAGGACGCCUGUAUCUUUGUAGUGACUGGGUGUAUUGAUACACCAUCCAAAGUGUAAUUAAUUAAUAACUUCACCAUGCUCAAAGGGAUAUUCAAUGUCUGCUUUUCUUUACCAAUCUACCAAUAGGUGUCCAUUUUUGCAAGGCAUUGGAAAACCUCCUUGGUCUUUGUGGUUGAAUCUGUGUUUGAAAUCCACUGCUUGACUGAGGGACCUUACAGAUAAUUGUAUGUGUGGGGUACAGAGAUGGGCCCCUUAGUUCCAGUGAAGGGAAAUGUUAACGCUACAGCGUACAAUGACAAUGCUUCCAACUUUGUGGCAACAGUUUGCGGAAGGCCCUUUCCUGUUUCAGCAUGACAAUGCCCCCGUGCACAAAGCGAGGUCCAUACAGAAAUGGUUUGUUGACAUCGGUGUGAAAGAACUUGACUAGCCUGCACAGAGCCCUGACCUCAACCCCGUCGAACACCUUUGGGAUUAAUUGGAGCGCCGACUGCAAGCCAGGCCUAAUCGCCCAACAUCAGUGCCCGACCUCACUAAUGCUCUUGUGGCUGAAUGGAAGCAAGUCUCCGCAGCAAUGUUCCAACAUCUAGUGGAAAGCCUUCCUAGAAGAGUGGAGGCUGUUAUAGCAGCAAAGGAGGGGACCAACUCCAUAUUAAUGCCCAUGAUUUUGGAAUGAAAUGUUCGAUGAGCAGGUGUCCACAUACUGUUGGUCAUCUAGUGCAUUCGGAAAGUAUUCAAACCCCUUCCCAUUUUCCACAUUUUGUUACGUUAGAGCCUUAUUCUAAAAUUGAUUAAAUAAAUAAAAAUACUAAUCAAUCUACACACAAUACCCCAUAAUGACAAAGCGAAAACAGGUUUUUAGAAGUUUUUGCAAAUGUAUAAAAAAUAUAUAUAUAUAUAUCUUGACUGAGGGACCUUACAUUGUAUUUGUGGGGUACAGAGAUGAAGUAGUCAUUCAAAAAUCAUGUUAAACACUAUUAUUGCACACAGAGUGAGUCCAUGCAACUUAUUAUAUUAUAAACUUAUUAUGUGACUUGUUAAGCACAUUUUUACUCCUGAAUUUAUUUUGCCUUGCCAUAACAAAGGGGUUGAAUGCUUUUCAUUUGUAAUGAAUUUGUAAAAAUGUCAAGCAUAAUUCCACUUUGACAUUAUGGGGUAUUGUGUAUAGGCCGGUGACCAAAAACAUCUAAAUUGAAUCCAUUUUUAAUUCAGGCUGCAACAACAAAAUGUGGAUAAAGUCACUGUAAGGGUGCUAUUUGGGACGCAUCCAAGGUAACGUUGAUGUUUGUGAGUGACAUUUCUCUUCCUGUUGUCAUCCUGCAGGUGUAUCACCACAGCGAGGGAAGUGACUCUGAAGAGGCGCAUGAACAGACUAAUAAUAUCUCACGGAUAACGGUGAGUCCUACUCUUAUUUUCCUUCAUGUACAAUCUCCCUCGCCCAGGUACUUUGCUUAUGGACUUUAUUUAUAUCUCUCUCUCUCUCUCCUCUCUCUCUCUCUCUCUCUCUCUCUCUCUCUCAUCUCCUCUCUCGUCUCUCUCCUCUCUCUCUCUCUCUUCCCUCUCUCUCUCUCUCUCUUUCCCUCUCUCUCUCUCUCUUCCCUCUCUCUCGUGCUCUCUCGUGCUCCCUCUCUCUCUCUCCCCCCCCCCCCCCCUCUUCCUCUCUCAGGGCAAAUUGAAGAAGCGUACUCAGGGCUGUGGUCGGUGUGCUCCCUGUCUGCGUACAGAUUGUGGUAAAUGUGUCUACUGCCUGGACAAGCCCAAGAACGGCGGGGCGAACAAAAAGAAACAGAAGUGCAAGUACCGCCGGUGUCUUAAUAUGGUAAUAUAAACACUUGCAGAUGAUUUUGGUUAUGGUAUAUGGUUCUUAAGAGAAUAUGUAUUUUCAAUUUGUAUUAGGUUAUUUUGCUAAUUCUUGUGUGACGUGUUUUUCAUAGAUAGUUUAAAUUGUAUCACUCUCACACACACGCACACACACACACACUUAAUGCCUCUUAUAGGUGUAUCUAUGUAUGCAGUACCAGUCCAAAGUUUGGACACACCUACUCUUGCAAGGGUUUUUCUUUAUUUCUACAUUGUAGAAUAAUAGUGAAGACAUCAAAACUAUGAAAUAACACAUAUGGAAUCAUGUAGUAACCAAAAAAGUGUUAAACAAAUCAAAAUAUAUUUUAUAUUUGAGAUUCUUCAAAUAGCCACCCUUUGCCUUGAUGACAGCUUUGCAUACUCUUGGCAUUCUCUCAACCAGUUUAAUGACCUGGAAUGCAUUUCAAUUAACAGGGGUGCCUUGUUAAGUUAAUUUGUGGAAUUUCUUUCCUUCUUAAUGCGUUUGAGACAAUCAGUCUUCACUAUUAUUCUACAAUGUAGAAAAUAGUAAAAAUAAAGAAAAACCCUUGAAUGAGUAGGUGUCAACUUUUGACUGGUUCUGUGUGUGUGUGUGUGUGUGUGUGUGUGUGUGUGUGUGUACAGUGAGGGGAAUAAAGUAUUUGAUCCCCUGCUGAUUUUGUAUGUUUGCCCACUGACAAAGAAAUGAUCAGUCUAUCAUUUUGAUGGUAGGUUUAUUUGAACAAUGAGAGACAGAAUAACAACAAAAAAAUCCAGAAGAACGCAUGUCAAAAAUGUUAUAAAUUGAUUUGCAUUUUAAUGAGGGAAAUAAGUAUUUGACCCCCUCUCAAUCAGAAAGAUUUCUGGCUCCCAGGUGUCUUUUAUACAGGUAACGAGCUGAGAUUAGGAGCACACUCUUAAAGGGAGUGCUCCUAAUCUCAGCUUGUUACCUGUAUAAAAGACACCUGAUUCCAAACUCUCCACCAUGGCCAAGACCAAAGAGCUCUCCAAGGAUGUCAGGGACAAGAUUGUAGACCUACACAAGGCUGGAAUGGGCUACAAGACCAUCGCCAAGCAGCUUGGUGAGAAGGUGACAACAGUUGCUGCGAUUAUUCGCAAAUGGAAGAAACACAAAAGAACUGUCAAUCUCCCUCGGCCUGGGGCUCCAUGCAAGAUCUCACCUCGUGGAGUUGCAAUGAUCAUGAGAACGGUGAGGAAUCAGCCCAGAACUACACGGGAGGAUCUUGUCAAUGAUCUCAAGGCAGCUGGGACCAUAGUCACCAAGAAAACAAUUGGUAACACACUACGUCGUGAAGGACUGAAAUCCUGCAGCGCCCGCAAGGUCCCCCUGCUCAAGAAAGCACAUAUACAGGCCCGUCUGAAGUUUGCCAAUGAACAUCUGAAUGAUUCAGAGGAGAACUGGGUGAAAGUGUUGUGGUCAGAUGAGACCAAAAUCGAGCUCUUUGGCAUCAACUCAACUCGCCGUGUUUGGAGGAGGAGGAAUGCUGCCUAUGACCCCAAGAACACCAUCCCCACCGUCAAACAUGGAGGUGGAAACAAUAUGGUUUGGGGGUGUUUUUCUGCUAAGGGGACAGGACAACUUCACCGCAUCAAAGGGACGAUGGACGGGGCCAUGUACCGUCAAAUCUUGGGUGAGAACCUCCUUCCCUCAGCCAGGGCAUUGAAAAUGGGUCGUGGAUGGGUAUUCCAGCAUGACAAUGACCCAAAACACAUGGCCAAGGCAACAAAGGAGUGGCUCAAGAAGAAGCGCAUUAAGGUCCUGGAGUGGCCUAGCCAGUCUCCAGACCUUAAUCCCAUAGAAAAUCUGUGGAGGGAGCUGAAGGUUCGAGUUGUCAAACGUCAGCCUCGAAACCUUAAUGACUUGGAGAAGAUCUGCAAAGAGGAGUGGGACAAAAUCCCUCCUGAGAUGUGUGCAAACCUGGUGGCCAACUACAAGAAACGUCUGACCUCUGUGAUUGAAGUACUAAAUAAUGUUUUGCAGAGGGGUCAAAUACUUAUUUCCCUCAUUAAAAUGCAAAUCAAUUCAUAACAUUUUUGAAAUGUGUUUUUCUGGAUUGUUUUGUUGUUAUUCUGUCUCUCACUGUUCAAAUAAACCUACCAUUAAAAUUAUAGACUGAUCAUUUCUUUGUCAGUGGGCAAACGUACAAAAUCACCAGGGGAUCAAAUACUUUUUUCCCUCACUGUAUGUGUGUGUGUGUGUGUGUGUGUGUGUGUGUGUGUGUGUGUGUAUGUAUGUGUAAUUAAAAGCCUUCUCUCUCCAGCCCACCAAAAGGGACUUAAUGGGAAGCUACUUUAAGAAACACCUGAAAGAAGACCCAGGUGGCCUGAGUGUUCCCAUUGGACCAGGAAGUGUACUACCAAGAAGUGUUCCAGUUGGUCCAGGUGGUGUUCCGAUUGGUCCAGGAAGUGUUCCAAUUGGUCCAGGUGGUGUUCCGAUUGGUCCAGGAGGUGCUUCAAUUGGUUUAGGAGGUAUUCCGAUUGGUCCAGUUGUUCCUAUUUUACCAGGAACUGUAGUAGGAUGUGGAGCAGGAUAUGUACUAUUAGGAAAGACACUUUCAAAAUGGCGUAUGGUAAAACCAGGAAAUGGACCAGGAAGUGGACCAGGUAGGGGACGAGGGAAGGGACGUGGUCGGCCCCCUAAACACUUCACCAAACGGAGGAGACGGGGAUGGAGCCAGAUCCCCUCGAGUGAUACGACAGAGACAGACGAGACUGAGGAGGAAGAGGAACCAGAGCUCAGCCCUGGGGCAGGGGGAGAGGAUGGAGAGGGGUGGGCAGAACUACAGGAGAGGGACGACGACGAUGUGCCUGAACAAAUACCGCAGGUAAGCGCUCUCUGACUGUCUCUGUCUCUGUGGUUGCAUCCCAAUAGCCUCUCUCUGACUGUCUCUGUGGUUUCAUCCCAAUAGCCUCUCCCUGACUGUCUCUGUGGUUGCAUCCCAUUAACCUCUCCUUUCUCCUUCAUGGAUUUGAAAGGAAAUGGCUGGUAUAUUAUUAUAAUAAUAAUAAUAAUAAUAAUAAUAAUAGUGAUAAUAAUAAUAAUAUGGCUGGUAUAUGGUAAUAAAAUGGCUGGUAAAUAAUAAUAAUAAUAAUAUGGCUGGUAUAUAAUAAUAAUAAUAAUAAUAAUAUGGCUGGUAUAUAAUAAUAAUAAUAAUAAUAAUAGUAAUAAUAAUAUGGCUGGUAUAUAAUAAUAAUAAUAAUAAUAAUAAUAAUAAUAAUAGUAAUAAUAUGGCUGGUAUAUAAUAAUAAUAAUAAUAAUAAUAAUAAUAAUAUGGCUGGUAUAUAAUAAUAAUAAUAAUAAUAAUAAUAAUAAUAAUAUGGCUGGUAUAUAAUAAUAAUAAUAAUAAUAAUAAUAAUAAUAACAAUAAUAAUAAUAAUAGUGAUAAUAAUAUGGCUGGUAUAUAAUAACAAUAAUAAUAAUAAUAAUAAUAAUAAUAAUAAUAUGGCUGGUAUAUAAUAAUAAUAAUAAUAAUAAUAAUAAUAAUAUGGCUGGUAUAUAAUAAUAAUAAUAUGGUUGGUAUAUAAUAAUAAUAAUAAUGAUAAUAAUAAUAAUAUGGCUGGUAUAUAAUAAUAAUAAUAAAAAUAAUAAUAAGAUGGCUGGUAUAUAAUAAUAAUAAUAAUAAUAAUAUGGCUGGUAUAUAAUAAUAAUAAUAAUUAUAAUUAUAUGGCUGGUAUAUAAUAAUAAUAAUAAUAAUAAUAAUAAUAAUAUGGCUGGUAUAUAAUAAUAAUAAUAUGGCUGGUAUAUGCACUCUCCUAGCCCAUGCCUAUACCUAUCCAAUAAUGUUAAAUUUAGGGUAGGUAGGGAACGAGUGCACACUUCAAGAGGAAGGAGAGAUUAUUGGGACAUGUCUUUGUUCUGUCCUAAACGGGACACGUUAAAUCGGCAUACAAGCCCCAUCUGGCCCGUGGGCCGCCAGUUUGAGACCUCUGUUCUAGAUCAGGGGUUUUCAGUAUUUGAACUAUUCAAGAGCUUCCACUCCCCAUAUCAGUGGUUUCCAACCGGUGUGCUGUGAGGAACUCUCAGGUGUGCUGUGAGGAACUCUCAGGUGUGCUGUGAGGAACUCUCAGGUGUGCUGUGAGGAACUCUCAGGUGUGCUGUGAGGAACUCUCAGGUGUGCUGUGAGGAACUCUCAGGUGUGCUGUGAGGAACUCUCAGGUGUGCUGUGAGGAUCUCUCAGGUGUGCUGUGAGGAUCUCUCAGGUGUGCUGUGAGGAACUCUCAGGUGUGCUGUGAGGAACUCUCAGGUGUGCUGUGAGGAACUCUCAGGUGUGCUGUGAGGAACUCUCAGGUGUGCUGUGAAACUUUUCUUAAUCUUAAUCUUUUUUUUUGUUGAACACUCACGUAUAAAUGUACAUGUGACCUGUGGAAUGCACAUGUAACAUUUUGACUUGGGAGCGUCAGCUCAGAUGAUACAUUGAAUGGGCACGUGGUUACGUCUGUGUCGCAUUGCUUUGUGUCCGUGGUUGCACCUUUACAAUGCAGAAAACCGCUCGUCUCAAACUGUUCAAAACUACAGGAGCUUCAUGUUAUUUUUUUUUUGGGGGGGGGGUGCGGAACACUCUUAAAGGUGUGUAUUAUCAUGAGCAAGGAACUAUCCAAACUACGAAAAUAGUUCAAAUAAUCCCUAUUUUAAUAUAUAGAUGAUUUUGCAUUAUGGAUCAGUUGAGAUGUAGGUCGUUACCUCUAAAUAAAUGAAUAGGGACAUUUUAGGUGUGCAGCAGAAUUUGUUAUCCACUGAAGUAAAUGAUGUUCCUUUUAUCUUCCUCUGGUUCUAGAUGUUUCCGUCCAAUAGGAUGGUAAACCCCACUAGUGGGGUGUCUGGGUCAGAGGAACCCAGCAGCUGUGGCCAGGUAAGGACCAACAAUGCAUACAAAUGUACGUAUACAUAUAUACUGUGUGUGCAUUCAGAAAGUAUUCAGACCCCUUGACUUUUUCCACAUUUUGUUACGUUACAGCCUUAUUCUAAAAUUGAUUAAAUUGUUUUUUUUCCCCCUCAUCAAUCUACACACAAUACCAUAAUGACAAAGCAAAAACAGGUUUAAAAAACAACAACAUAAAUAUCACAUUUACAUAAGUAUUCGGACCCUUUACUCAGUACUUUGUUGAAGCACCUUUGGCAGCGAUUAGAGCCUCGAGUCUUCUUGGGUGUGAUGCAACAAGCUUGGGAAAACCUACAGUACCAGUCAAAAGUUUGGACACACCUACUCAUUCCAGGGUUUUUCUUUCUUUUUUACUAUUUUCUACAUUGUAGAAUAAUAGUGAAGACAUCAAAACUAUAAAAUAACACAUAUGGAAUCAUGUAGUAUCCAAAAAAGUAUUAAACAAAUCAAAAUAUAUUUUAGAUUUUAGAUUCUUCAAAAAGCCACCCUUUGCCUUGAUGACAGCGUUACACACUCUUGGCACACACACACACGCAUGACAUUGAUAACAUACAGCUGGCGGGAUAUACGCUGCAUCGGCAAGAUAGAACAGCCGCCUCCGGUAAGACAAGGGGUGGCGGUCUGUGUAUAUUUGUAAACAACAGCUGGUGCACGAAAUCUAAUACUAAGGAAGUCUCAAGGUUUUGCUCGCGUGAGGUAGAGUAUCUCAUGAUAAGCUGUAGACCACACUAUUUACCAAGAGAGUUUUCAUCUAUAUUCUUCGUAGCUGUCUGUUUACCACCACAAACCGAUGCUGGCACUAAGACCUCACUCAAUGAGCUGUAUACGGCCAUAACUAAACAGGAAAACGCUCAUCCAGAUGCAGCGCUCCUAGUGGCCGGGGACUUUAAUGCAGGGAAACUUAAAUCCGUUCUACCUAAUUUCUACCAGCAUGUUAAAUGUGCAACCAGAGGGGGAAAAAAACUCUAGACCACCUUUACUCCACACACAGAGACACGUACAAAGCUCACCCUCGCCCACCAUUUGGCAAAUCUGACCAUAACUCUAUCCUCCUGAUUCCUGCUAACAAGCAAAAACUAAAGCAGGAAGCACCAGUGACUCGGUUAAUAAGGAAGUGGUCAGAUGACGCAGAUGCUAAGCUACAGGACUGUUUUGCUAGCACAGACUGGAAUAUGUUCCGGGAUUCUUCCGAUGGCAUUGAGGAGUACACCACAUCAGUCACUGGCUUCAUCAAUAAGUGCACUGAUGAUGUCGUCCCCACAGUGACCGUACGUACAUACCCCAAACAGAAGCCAUGGAUUACAGGAAACAUCCGCACUGAGCUAAAGGGUAGAGCUGCCGCUUUCAAGGAGCGGGACUUUAACCCGGACGCUUAUAAGAAAUCCCGCUAUGCCCUCCGACGAACCAUCAAACAGGCAAAGAGUCAAUACAGGACUAAGAUCAAAUUGUACUACACCAGCUCUGACGCUCGUCGGAUGUGGCAGUGCUUGCAAACUAUUACAGACUACAAAGCACAGCCGCAAGCUGCCCAGUGACACGAGCCUACCAGACGAGCUAAAUCACUUCUAUGCUCGCUUCGAAGCAAGCAACACUGAAGCAUGCAUGAGAGCACCAGCUGUUCCGGAUGACUAUGUGAUCACGCUCUCCGUAGCCGAUGUGAGUAAGACCUUUAAACAGGUCAACAUUCACAAGGCCGCAGGGCCAGACGGAUUACCAGGACGUGUACUCCGAGCAUGCACUGACCAGCUGGCAAGUGGCUUCACUGACAUUUUCAACAUGUCCCUGACUGAGUCUGUAAUACCAACAUGUUUCAAGCAGACCACCAUAGUCCCUGUGCCCAAGGACACUAAGAUUAAAUGACUACCAACCCGUAGCACUCAUGUCUGUAGCCAUGAAGUGCUUUGAAAGGCUGGUCAUGGCUCACAUAAACACCAUUAUUAUAACUCCAGACCCACUCCAAUUUGCAUACCGCCCCAACAGAUCCACAGAUGAUGCAAUCUCUAUUGCACUCCACACUGCCCUCUCCCACCUGGACAAGAGGAACACCUAUGUGAGAAUGCUAUUCAUUGACUACAGCUCAGCGUUCAACACCAUAGUGCCCUCAAAGCUCAUCACUAAGCUAAGGACCCUGGGACUAAACACCUCCCUCUGCAACUGGAUCCUGGACUUCCUGACGGGCCGCCCCCAGGUGGUAAGGGUAAGUAACAACACAUCUGCCACGCUGAUCCUCAACACUGGGGCCCCUCAGGGGUGCGUGCUCAGUCCCCUCCUGUACUCCCUGUUCACCCACGACUGUGUGGCCAUGCACGACUCCAACACCAUCAUUAAGUUUUCCCGACUACACAACAAUGGUAGGCCUGAUCACCGACAACAAUGAGACAGCCUAUAGGGAGGAGGUCAGAGACCUGGCCGUGUGGUGCCAGGAUAACAACCUCUCCCUCAACAUGACCAAGACAAAGGAGAUGAUUGUGGACUACAGGAAAAAGAGGACCGAGCACGCCCCCCAUUCUCAUCAACGGGGCUGUAGUGGAGCAGGUUGAGAGCUUCAAGUUCCAUGCCUAGGUUGAGUCAUUGUUAAUAAUGAUUCUCAGACUGUUCUGAUGUCAUCUCACGAGGACUUCCAGUUUGUUGCCAUCUUGCUGCAAGUAGUCUCUUUCAGGACGUCCACCUCUCCCUGGGAGAACUACAAACUGUUCUGAAGGUCUUAAGGUCCUGGACCUCUCUGGUCAGAUGGUCCAUUCUUUUGUUAGUUGAGUCCGUCAGUAUUUGGACAGAGCUCUUGUAGCUGUUUUCCUGUUGUUGUAACGGCGCCAGGUAGCCUAGUGGUUAAGAGCGUUGGGCCAGUAACUGAAAGGUUGCUGGUUUGAAUCCCCAAGCCGAAUAGGCGAUAAUUCUGUCUGUGCCCUUGAGCAAGGCACUUAACCCUAAUUGCUCAUGUAAUUCGCUCUGGAUAAAAGCAUCUGCUAAAAUGUAAACGUAGCAGCUGCUUGUAGACCCCUUUUUGUUCACCUGUGAUAGAGAAACACUGUCCUCUCCAUUACACCCACCUUUAGUAUAAUUGUAUUAAUAUCCCUGCCUUAUCUCCAGCCCUACCCCCAGAGCUGUUACCAGGGUGACCAUGGCAACCUCCAGUUCAUCAGGAUGAACGGCAACCAAAUUACCAUCACCCCUGGCCCCAGCCUCGCUUCUCAG